Molecule: messenger RNA, 927 nt
Organism: Sceloporus undulatus (fence lizard)
Lineage: Eukaryota; Metazoa; Chordata; Lepidosauria; Squamata; Phrynosomatidae
Product: olfactory receptor 5V1-like
Exons: 1
Coding region: 1-927 (308 amino acids)
Biological process (GO): G protein-coupled receptor signaling pathway
Cellular component (GO): membrane
Molecular function (GO): olfactory receptor activity; G protein-coupled receptor activity
Source: RefSeq, a predicted model, not a curated record
AUGAAAGCACAUAACCAAACAGAACCUUUAGAAUUCAUCAUCCUUGGGUUUAAAGAUCUGCAGGAGGUACACUUCUUGCUCUUCAGUGGAUUCCUGGUCAUUUAUUUGUUCACAGUGCUGUGGAACACCUUCAUUAUUAUCAUAGCCACAUUGGAUCAGCAACUCAGAACCCCCAUGUAUUUCUUCCUUGGGAACCUCUCCUUUCUGGAUAUCUGCUACACUACCACCACUAUUCCCCAGAUGUUGGAUCUUCUUCUUAAGGAGAAAAGUAGCAUCUCUUACAUAGGCUGUCUACUCCAGCUGUAUUUUUUCUUUUCCUUUGUGGGUACUGAAUGCCUCCUUCUGGCAGUCAUGGCAUUUGACCGCUACAUUGCUAUCUGCAACCCUUUGCAGUAUUCUCUAGUUAUCAGAAGAAAUAUUUGCCUCCAACUGGUUACAACAUGCUGGGCUGGUGGUUUUCUCAAUUCUGCAGUGCACACAUAUUUUGCCUUCAGGUUACCUUUCUGUGGCGACAAUCGUCUAGAUGCUUUCUAUUGUGACAUCCCACCACUGCUAAAGCUGUCAUGUGGAGACAUUACUCUCAACCAAAAGCUUUUGCUAACCAUUGGCCUAUUCAUAGCUUGGACACCACUUUUUUGUAUCCUCCUAUCAUAUGCUUACAUCAUUUCAACUGUCUUGAAAAUACGAUCCACAGAAGGGAGACAAAAAGCCUUCUCCACCUGCUCUUCUCAUAUCACUGUGGUUCUCCUCUAUUAUGGCAGCUGCAUUUUUACCUAUUUGAGACCCAUUUCUUCCCUGUCAUCUGUGAACGCAAAGUUGAUCCCACUGAUGUACAGCAUCUUGACUCCAUUGUUAAAUCCUGUCAUAUAUACUUUGCGCAACAAGGAUGUGAAGAAAGCUUUGAGAACCAUAAUGGCAAAGAUGUGA